Colletotrichum phormii is the source of this 855-nucleotide messenger RNA. Its product is annotated as putative MYND domain protein. The transcript is spliced from 2 exons. NCBI's taxonomy places the organism in Eukaryota, Fungi, Ascomycota, Sordariomycetes, Glomerellales, Glomerellaceae. The coding region runs from base 142 to 855 and encodes 237 amino acids. The record is from RefSeq and is a predicted model, not a curated record.
CAGACCAUUCCGAAUGGGUUAUGUCCAUGACUCGCGUAGAAGCAUGCAUGGAUUCUGUCAGUAUUUAGUAGGCACUCUCGAUCUUGAUCCCUUUCCAGAUACUCCCUCAAUCUCUAACCCGUCCAACCCAUCUCAAACAACAUGUCGUCCUGCACAGUCUGUAAAAAGGGACCUCCCCAGGUCACCCUAAAAAACUGCGCAAAGUGCUCCACAACACCAUACUGCUCCCGCGACUGCCAAAAAGCCGACUGGAAGUCCCACAAAAAGACGUGCGGCCUCACCGACGCCUCCGCACAACCCCGCGCCGGCAACACCACAUCCACCGGCACCGCGCUAUCCCCGCCAAAGGGCCUAGACCAACCCAUCACCCGGCCCUUUACAAAGCUAGACAACGGCACCUGGCUCCACGACCGGCCCGAGGCGGACGUCUACCGCUUGCUUAUUGACGCCUACCGCCUGCACGUCGAGGACGAGUAUAAUAUCGACGGGGAGGCGGCCGAGGACAGCAUCUACGGCGGCGCGGAGGACGGACUGGAAGGGUUCCGAGGGUUUGUGAAGAAAGCUGCGAAGCGGAAGGGGUUGUUGCCCGCUUGGUGGAGUUCCGAGAAGCAGGCGGCGUGCGAGCGCUUGGGCGGGGCGGAGGGGGAUGAUGAUGAUGAUUAUUAUGACUUGGGGUCCGCUGUCGAGAAGGCUGAUAUCAUUGAGCGUUAUGGCGACCCGCGGUUCCCGAUGCAGCUGCGCAUGUUUGCCGAGGCGGUGAAUUUGAGGGGUCCGGGAGGGCAGGAUGGUACGCCGAUGAGGAAGAUGAUGGCUUCGAUGGAGGGCGGGGCGUAUGGGUCGGAUUUCAGGUCGUGA